UAUAAAAGAUGAGCUUAGAAUGCUAUACUAGAUAAGAGUAAAGCCAAGAUGAAUAUCAUGAUGAGGCUUUCAUGGUUGCUAUUACUUCUCUCUCACAAAAAAGUUUUUCUCGUUACAUUCUGUGAUGCUAGUCAGGUAGAAUACCUUAGCAAGCUGCUCGAGUCUCGAAUAACUGAAAACCAUAAUCUCGAUUCAGAGAUGUGGUCUAAGCUAGAAGAUGUUACUUCUCCAGUAUAUAUUGGACCUCAACAAGGGCUAAUGGAGGCUGACAAGAUUGAUGCCUUGCCAAUGCAGCCUCCUGGAGUCAACUUUAAUCAAUACGCAGGCUAUGUGACAGUAGAACCUAAGACGGGAAGAGCUUUGUUUUACUACUUUGUUGAAUCUCCUCGCGAUUCUUCCACCAAACCUCUACUCUUAUGGCUCAAUGGAGGACCAGGAUGUUCAUCUUUUGGCUAUGGAGCUAUGGAGGAACUUGGACCUUUCAGAGUGAAUAGCGAUGGAAAAUCAUUGUACGUGAACGAAUAUGCAUGGAACAAAGUGGCAAACGUGCUUUUUCUGGAAUCGCCAGCCGGUGUAGGAUUUUCCUAUUCAAACUCUAGUUCUGACUAUGACACCCCCGGUGACAAGAGAACAGCCGAGGAUUCUUAUACUUUUCUAAUAAACUGGCUCGAACGAUUCCCUCAGUACAAAACUCGGGAUUUUUACAUAGCUGGAGAAAGCUAUGCUGGUCAUUAUGUGCCUCAACUAGCAUACACUAUUCUAGCCCACAACAAGAUUUCUAAUCAAUCACUCAUCAACCUCAAAAAUAUCGCAAUUGGGAAUGCUUUGGUACAUCAUGACAUAAACAUUCAAGCCAUGUAUGACUAUUUUUGGUCCCAUGCAUUGAUCUCGGAUGAAACUCAUGCAGCAAUAAACAAGUACUGUGAUUUCCUUAACGGAAACUACUCAGACACAUGCGUGGGAUACACAGCUCAAGGAGAUAAUGAGAGAGGAUAUAUAGACAUAUAUAACAUUUAUGCUCCACUCUGCAAUGAAAAGGCGGCAAAGCCUAAGUCAUCUGAUACGGAAUUUGAUCCUUGUUCAGACAGCUAUGUCGAAUCUUACCUCAACCGUGAGGAGGUGCAGAAGGCUCUCCAUGCCGUCAACACCACUUGGUUCAUUUGCAGCAACAAAAUUGGAUGGGGGAACUGGCAAGACAUGCCAAGAACUGUCCUGCCCGUAAUCAAGAUGCUCAUUGAAAAUCAGAUAAAUGUAUGGAUUUACAGUGGGGAUAUAGAUGCGCGAGUUCCAGUAACAGCAUCGAGGUAUGCAAUAAACACCAUGAAACUUCCCUUGGAGAAUUCUUGGCGUGCAUGGUAUUAUAAUGGUGGCAAGGAGGUGGGUGGAUAUGUGGAAGGGUACAAGGGGCUGAAAUUUGUUACAAUUAGGGGAGCUGGACAUGCAGUUCCUAGCUACCAACCAGAACGUUCACUAACUAUGAUUUCAUCAUUUCUUCAGGGGAAACUGCCCCCUGCAGCCUCUUUGUAGGAUAAGAUUCCAUCAACAUGUAUUCUUAUAUCAUUCUGAUAUGAUACCAUGUUAUAAUCUAAGAUUGGGCCA
Molecule: messenger RNA, 1599 nt
Organism: Ipomoea nil (Japanese morning glory)
Lineage: Eukaryota; Viridiplantae; Streptophyta; Magnoliopsida; Solanales; Convolvulaceae
Product: serine carboxypeptidase II-3-like
Exons: 8
Coding region: 49-1527 (492 amino acids)
Biological process (GO): proteolysis
Cellular component (GO): vacuole
Molecular function (GO): serine-type carboxypeptidase activity
Source: RefSeq, a predicted model, not a curated record